AUGAAGGAUGGGAGAUUGAAGAUUUCCCUUUUCAAAUUAGGCUGUUAUGGAGAAGAUCUGAACAUUCGGGCAGAGAAGGGGAACUUGCAAACAAUGAGCGCUUCCAGAUUCAUAAAGUGUGUCACUGUGGGUGAUGGUGCAGUUGGCAAGACAUGUCUCUUGAUUUCUUAUACCAGUAAUACCUUUCCCACGGACUAUGUGCCUACUGUGUUCGAUAAUUUCAGUGCGAAUGUGGUGGUCAAUGGUGCCACUGUUAAUCUUGGCCUGUGGGAUACUGCUGGGCAGGAGGACUAUAAUAGAUUAAGACCUUUGAGCUAUCGCGGGGCUGAUGUUUUCAUUUUGGCAUUUUCUCUCAUCAGCAAGGCAAGCUAUGAAAAUGUUUCCAAAAAGUGGAUCCCUGAAUUGAAGCAUUAUGCCCCUGGCGUUCCUAUAGUUCUUGUUGGCACAAAACUUGAUCUUCGGGAUGACAAACAGUUUUCCGUCGACCAUCCAGGUGCUGUACCAAUCACUACAGCUCAGGGGGAGGAGCUGAGAAAAUUGAUUGGCUCUCCUGCUUACAUUGAAUGUAGUUCGAAAUCACAGGAGAAUGUGAAAGGAGUUUUUGAUGCUGCCAUUAAAGUUGUGCUCCAGCCACCCAAGCAGAAAAAAAAGAAAGGAAUGGCUCAAAAGGCCUGCUCCAUAUUAUGA
Molecule: messenger RNA, 687 nt
Organism: Fraxinus pennsylvanica
Lineage: Eukaryota; Viridiplantae; Streptophyta; Magnoliopsida; Lamiales; Oleaceae
Source: the annotation of a GenBank genome assembly